Messenger RNA from Aegilops tauschii subsp. strangulata, 1376 nucleotides. NCBI's taxonomy places the organism in Eukaryota, Viridiplantae, Streptophyta, Magnoliopsida, Poales, Poaceae. The record is from RefSeq and is a predicted model, not a curated record.
GCGUUGGGUGUUCGGGAAAGGAGAGAGGAGAUGCACGCCCGUCAGGAGAGGAAAAAAAGGGGAGAAGCUGCAGAUUCGCACGAGGUUGAAGAAGAAAGCGAAGAGGGCAGCGUGGAUGGCCCGCAUCCUACGUGCUUGGUGGAUGGCCGGCGGCAGACUCGGCCGGUCGGCCGGGUAUAUAAACGUAUUAACAAAGCUCCCAAUCUUCAAAAAAAAAAGAAAAACGGCUAGGAAGGCGGUUGUUGUUUUCUCGCCCUACAGCCAGCGCAGCCCGCUCCGCACUGCUUGUGCAAAUCGUCUUGGGUAUUUAUUCGCGGAGGGUCUAACGGCUGAUCUCCAACUCCCCGCUGUGCGUGUCUCUCUCAUGAUGCGAGCUUCGCAAACCAACAAAUCGCAGCCAAAGCCGCUGCCGCUGCCGCUGCCACCUCCGCCACUCUCGCUGCCGUCGACGCCGUCGACCGUCCCGCGCCGGCGAAACCGCAGCGCCUCCUCCUCUUCCUCGUCUUCCUCCGUGUCCACCGCCUCCUCCUCCUUCUCCCCGUCGACGUCCCCUGCCCCGUCUCCUCGCACCACCUCACCCACUUCCGUGGUGCCCUUUUCGUGGGAGCGCCGCCCGGGACUCCCCAAGAGCAAUCUCGCGGGCCUUAUCUCCUCGUCCAGCGGCACCGCGGCAGUUCCGCUCCCACCGCCGCCACUGCGCCCUUCCACUCGCCGCUGCCGGCAGCGCAGACGCUGCCGCGCCCUCGACGCCCCCGCCCCUGCACCCGCAGCAGACCCCUUCGCCGCCGCCUUCGUGGAGUGCACAAGGGAAGAAGGCACAGACGACGCAGACGACAAGCUUUGGCUGACGCCGACGAUAACCAACUCCAGCCGCAUGGCGCGGUCGUGGCGACUCGCCGGCGGCGGGUUCCGUGUCAUCAGGUUCCUCGACCUAUACGGGUGCAGGAGGGCCAUGGACGUCGCCGACGGUGCUUUCCUUGCCCGCCGGUCCGUCGCACCGCGUCCACGUCCAUGACCAGGCCGGGCGGACUACACAGAGAUAAGUAGUAGCAAUAAUUAACAUGUCUGAUCCUCUGGCACCGCGAAAAAUGGCAGAACAAGAGCUUGCUGGGGUCACAUCGACAAUCUGAUUAGCGUCAUCCGGAGCACGGAUUUCUGAUCAGACGGUUGAGGUGUCAUGAACAGCAUGCGCCACCGCUUAAUUAGUGUGCUUUCGUUUGUUCAUGGAUGUGUGUGUCUCGAGAAAAGUUUGGUUGUUUCUGGCAACACAGUAGUAUAAAAUGUCUGGUUGUCUUGGGAUUCGUUUGGUUUGGCUUGUUAAUUUUGCGGGGACUAAUAUAUAUAAUCUGAAGUUGUUGCGGGAGUGCCGUAUGCUA